Carassius gibelio (silver crucian carp) is the source of this 736-nucleotide messenger RNA. RefSeq lists its product as uncharacterized. Bases 47 to 685 code for a protein of 212 amino acids. Lineage: Eukaryota; Metazoa; Chordata; Actinopteri; Cypriniformes; Cyprinidae. The transcript is spliced from 7 exons. The record is from RefSeq and is a predicted model, not a curated record.
AGCAUUUACUUUUCCUGCCAUUUUAUUUCUUUAGCUUGAAAUAAUAAUGUAUAUUUCUUAUUUAAUAAGGUGUAAUCCUUCUGGAGCCACAAGAACUUUAAGCCAAGUCAAAAUGAAACACAAAAACAUUCUGCAAAAAGCUAACAGAAAAAAGACUGAAGCCCGUCUAACUGGCGGGGGGCCACCACCACCUCCCCUCACCCCAUCUGAGGAGCUGGCUCUGUCCCUUAAUAAAGGGCGACCAGUGGUUGCUGGCAUUCCAGGGGGCAGUUCAUCACACAUACUAUGCACCACAAGUGAUGGUGAAAAAAGGGUGAAAUAUACUGAUGGACGGAUUGUAUUAUUGGACUCUCCAGAAAGAACACAGUCUGUCACAGUUGAUGAAGAUGAUGAUGAUGAUGAAGAGACCACAUCUGCUGUGACAGAAGUGGACAAUGCUGGUAGAUCCACUGAGUACAUACCUAGGGAUUUGCCCACAGAUGAGGGUCCUUCAGCCUCAGCACACAAUCUAAGCAGGUUGCCAGCAAAGGAGCUGUAUAAGGUCCAUCUUCAAAAACAAAUAAGAAAAAGUGACAUGGAGAUGGACCUUAUACAGCUUCAAAUGGAAGAGAAAAGGCUCCUCAUUAAAAAAGCAGCACUUGAAAUAGAAUUACUUGAGAAUCGCCUUAAGGAAAUGAAGAAAUAAACUGCCUGGCAGACCAGUGCAAAAAAAACUAAUAAAAGUAAUUUUGACAAA